Molecule: messenger RNA, 3366 nt
Organism: Corythoichthys intestinalis (scribbled pipefish)
Lineage: Eukaryota; Metazoa; Chordata; Actinopteri; Syngnathiformes; Syngnathidae
Gene: map7d1a
Product: MAP7 domain containing 1a
Exons: 19
Coding region: 271-2502 (743 amino acids)
Biological process (GO): microtubule cytoskeleton organization
Cellular component (GO): microtubule cytoskeleton
Source: RefSeq, a predicted model, not a curated record
GAGCACAGCAUCAGCUGCAGCGAGCUGAACAGCGAGGAAAUUUCCUCACUCUUCCUCUUUAUUUUUCACUUCCAAACAUUAUUUUUUGUCCAUUAAUACCCACCGUUAUCUACAAAUACGUCCACAUUGGGUUUAUUUGCCCAAUUGGUUCAUUUCCCCUCUUUGCGAGAAGCUUUGGAACACCGCCGUCAACGUCAAGUGACUCAAAGUUCCCCCCCGUCUAGCGUGAGGGAUGAGCGGACUGCUGGGCAGCAAGGAGCUGGUGCUUGGAUGAACACAACGAUACUCAGCGAAGGUGUCAUUACCGCUGCCGAAAUGGAGCAAAACGGCGUUGCAGCAGAGACAUCUCUACAUGAAGUACUGAACAGGAAGACGAGGCCCGAUCCAGAAGGGGAGAGCUGUCCCCCGAGGCCCACUGACAGAACGGCGUCACCGGCCAAGAAACUGGCCACCCUGCCUAAAACUGAUGCGCUCACGCGAAGGCCCGGUUCACCGGCAUCACCUUCCCCACGGCCAAAAAGAGACGUGAUGAAGUCGGACGAGAGGCAGCAGCUGGCGAAGGAGCGGCGAGAGGAAAAAGCUAAAUAUCUCGAAGAGCUCAGCAAACUUCAAGCGGCCAAGAAGAGCCAGUGGUUAGAAAAGGAGGAGAGGGCGCGGCAAUUGAGGGAGCAGCAGCUGGAGGAACGGCGCAGGAGGCUGGAGGAACAACGCAUCCUGGCGGAAAAACGUCGCGCCGCCCUGGAGGAGCGACAGAAGCAGAAGCUGGAAAAGAACAAAGAACGCUAUGAGGCGGCCAUCCACCGCUCUGCCAAGAAGACUUGGGCCGAAAUCCGCCAACAAAGGUGGUCGUGGGCCGGCAACCAGAAUCCCAAUCAGAAAGAGAGCAGAUGUUCUCUCUCCACCGUCAACCUUCCCAAACACGUGGACUCGGUUCUAAACAAGCGUCUCUCCAAGUCUUCGGCCACGUUGUGGAACUCCCCCAGCAGAACCCGUAACGCUGCCCUCAGCCCAUGGGAGAGCAGCAUCGUGGACCGCCUGAUGACGCCAACCUUGUCGUUCCUGGCUCGGAGCCGUAGUGCCGCCAGUGUGCUCCCCAAUGGAAAAGAUGGACAGUCCCCACUGUGCCCUCGGUCCUCUUCCGCCAGCCCCCUGACAUUGUGCGCCCACCAACCCCACCACCGCUGCGCCGAACGCUGGAGGGUGACGUCCAGCACGCCAGACAUCACCCAACGGCAGCACAGACGGAGCUCCACACCCAUUGACAGAACCAAAAAAGAGAAGAAAGACAAGGAGCGGGAGAACGAAAAAGAGAAAAAUGCUUUGACAAAGGAGAAGUUCCUUAAGAAGCGGCAGUCGCUUCCGAGCAUGAGACACAGAGCAGACUUGAGUCCUAGUCCACUAUCAAGACCGCGCCCGUCGUCACCCGCCACGCCGAAAGGCAGGACGGCGUCGCCGAGUCCCGCGGUCUCCCCGAAGCCCGCUUCCACGCGCAGCAGCCCAUCCACCCCCAAAGGACAGCCCAGGAGGGCGAGGACUCCCGCUAGGGUUGACCAUCGGACUUCCCCGCCUGUCCCGUUGGAGAGAGUGAGGGAACAUCGGAGGCCGGUCACCCCAGAAUACAGUCGACGUUCUCCUGUUGUUCCUGCUUUCAAAUACUCUGCAGCGUCAACUUCUGCUACCUCGCCGUCUCCCGAGCCAUAUGUCAAAGACAUUCCCUCCGCGCCGUCUCCCAAGCCAAUGGCGGGCACCAACGAUCCCGAGGAGGCAGCACGAAUUUUGGCGGAGAAGCGGAGGCAGGCUCGUGAGCAAAGAGAGAGGGAGGAGGAAGAGCGCCGUGUGCAGGAGGAAAAGGACAGGCUAAUGAGAGAGGAGCGUCUAGCGAGGGAAGCGGAGGAGAGUCGUCGGCGUGAAGAGGAGGCGCGCAUCGCAGCUGAGGAGCAGCGGAAAAGGGAUGAGGAGAAGCGGAUAAGGGAGGAACGCGAAGCUCAGGAGAGAGCUGAGGCCGAACAGGAGGAGAACAUUCGUUUACAGAAGCAGAAAGAAGAAGCUGAGGCAAAAGCUCGCGAGGAGGCGGAGAAGCAGCGCGAGGAGAGGGAGAAACACUUCCAGAAGGAGGAGCAGGAGAGGCUGGAGAGGAAAAAGCGCCUGGAAGAGAUUAUGAAGAGGACGCGCAAAUCUGACGCAAAUGACAAGAAGGAGACAAAAUCUGCACAGCCGCCACCUCAAGUGAGCGAGAAAGACGUGGACAGCAGCAAAGAAUGCGAGGUGAACAUGGAUGACAAGAAGACGGAACAUGAACAGAGCAGACAAAGCCCGGAGGGCCAAACUCAGCUGAACGGCGUCCAAGCGGGCAGACGCGAGCGCAACGGCUUGACGGCCGACAUUAUCAUCCACGCCGCGGAUGGGGCCGCCGACGACAUCCUAACCUAUCGGGGCGACGACGCUUUUGUCAAGAAAGCGUCGGCGCCGCUCAAGACACAGCACGUGGCAGAAGUGCUGUGAUGACGCCUCAACGCGUUCGGCGAGCGAGCCCGUGCCCCUUGCCAGUCCCUCGGCGCACAAAAAUCCAGGCCUGGCACCUUCGGAGGUGUUACCAAAAGCAGGGACGAACGUAAAGGCCAUGAAGCUGGUGCGCACCUCAUUCCGAGACAGCAUUACCUUCAGUACACAAACGCAUUGUUAACUCUUAUUUAACAGUAGGGAAAUCUUGUUUUUUUGUGUGUAAAUAAAUGACGGAAGAAACUUAGUCGCGUUAACAUGUCGACUGGUCAUAUGAUUGAUUUGAGGCAAUAUUAUCGUGCAGCUUCAAGAAAUACAAGUCAUACAUCUAUAAAGGGCCAAUCCGGGAAGAAAAAGAGAGAUUUAUUCUCCUAUUUAAAAGCUAAAAGAUGUUUUUGUUUGAAUAAUUCCAAAUGUGCAUGACUCAAGUGUUUGCUCAUUUGCUGUAGGACUGAUUUGUGAGUGCGCGCGUGUGUGUACAGGCUCUAAAUAUAUUUUGAGGUGCACUGUAAACUCCAUGGGAAGACUGUUCCAGAAGUCUUAUUAAAAACAAACAUGUCCAGUUUGUCUUUUUUUUUUUUUAUUUGUUGACAAUAUGAGCACAUUUAACUUUGGCAUGGCAUGACAUGGCAUGGAGCGCUACUACUCUAAGGAACAAAACACACGUCGCUCGCGUUCAAUACAUUUCCUAUGGAACGAGCGCGACGAAGCGAAAAUCGCCAACCUUCUUGUGGCGAAGUGACAUGACGUUCGUGCACGUACAAAUGCACACGCCGACCAGCGACGCGAUAUAAGAAAAUAGGAAAUGGUUCUAUUUCUGUCGCCUGCUCCGGCGAGGGACUGGUCUUGGUGGGCCGUUGGGGGUCC